Molecule: messenger RNA, 348 nt
Organism: Mucor velutinosus
Lineage: Eukaryota; Fungi; Mucoromycota; Mucoromycetes; Mucorales; Mucoraceae
Gene: NAT10
Product: N-acetyltransferase 10
Exons: 2
Coding region: 1-348 (115 amino acids)
Molecular function (GO): protein binding
Source: RefSeq, a predicted model, not a curated record
AUGAAUCAAGGAUCUCCUCCUCCUCAGCUUCCUCCCGGAUGGAUUGCUCUCUGGGAUGAAACAACACAGCGCUAUUAUUACGUCGAACAAGCAACUGGCACAACACAAUGGGAGCUUCCAAACGGUGCAUCAAAAGCAGCUGAAGCAGGUAUGGAAGGCGCAGGAGAAGCAUCUAGCUACGGCGGUGGAUAUCCUCAGCAAUUACCAUCACCUUACCCUCAGCAACCUGGUGCUUCUCCCAAUGCUGCAGUUGCAACCGCUUAUCCUACGCAGAACGGCACUCCAACAGGUGAAUUAAACCCUGAUGGCACCGACAGAGGUAUUGGCAAAGUAUUUACAGGUCUGUAG